CAGGUUGGCUGCGUCCGCGAAGAGCGCGCGCGCUUCCGCCCGGCGUCGGGCUCGCGCACGCGCACGGCGACGGUGGCGGUGGCGGCCGUUCCUGCCGGGGGCUGCGAGCAGCCGGUGGCUUCGAGGGAAGCGGCGGCGCGGAGGGGUUCAGCGGCGGCGGCGGCGGCUCGGCGCUGGUAGCCCUCGGCACGGCUGGCGCCGGGGCGGGCGGUUCGGUCCGUUCCGGGCGCGCGGGGGCUACAGCGGCGGCGACCCGAGGCCUGCGGCCUAGGCCUCAGCGCAGCGGCGGACUCGAGUGCGGUGAGGAGCCGGCCCGAGGGCCCUAUCCGGCGGCACCAUGAGCGUGGAGGCGUACGGGCCCAGCUCGCAGACCCUCACUUUCCUGGACACGGAGGAGGCCGAGCUGCUCGGCGCCGACACUCAGGGCUCCGAGUUCGAGUUCACCGACUUCACUCUUCCUAGCCAGACGCAGACGCCCCCCGGCGGCCCCGGCGGCCCGGGCGGUGGCGGCGCUGGAGGCCCGGGCGGCGCGGGCGCGGGCGCUGCGGCGGGACAGCUCGACGCGCAGGUUGGACCCGAAGGCAUCUUGCAGAACGGGGCUGUGGACGACAGUGUAGCCAAGACCAGCCAGUUGUUGGCCGAGUUGAACUUCGAGGAAGAUGAAGAAGACACCUAUUAUACGAAGGACCUACCCAUACACGCCUGCAGUUACUGUGGAAUACACGAUCCUGCCUGCGUGGUUUACUGUAAUACCAGCAAGAAGUGGUUCUGCAAUGGACGUGGAAAUACUUCUGGCAGCCACAUUGUAAAUCACCUUGUGAGGGCAAAAUGUAAAGAAGUGACCCUGCACAAGGACGGGCCCCUGGGGGAGACAGUCCUGGAGUGCUACAACUGCGGCUGUCGCAAUGUCUUCCUCCUCGGCUUCAUCCCAGCCAAAGCUGACUCAGUGGUGGUGCUGCUGUGCAGGCAGCCCUGUGCCAGCCAGAGCAGCCUCAAAGACAUCAACUGGGACAGCUCGCAGUGGCAGCCACUGAUCCAGGACCGCUGCUUCCUGUCCUGGCUGGUCAAGAUCCCCUCCGAGCAGGAGCAGCUGCGGGCGCGCCAGAUCACGGCGCAGCAGAUCAACAAGCUGGAGGAGCUCUGGAAGGAAAAUCCUUCCGCCACUCUGGAGGACCUGGAGAAGCCGGGGGUGGAUGAGGAGCCGCAGCACGUCCUCCUGCGGUACGAGGACGCCUACCAGUACCAGAACAUAUUCGGGCCCCUGGUCAAGCUGGAGGCCGAUUAUGACAAGAAGCUGAAGGAGUCCCAGACUCAAGAUAACAUCACGGUCAGGUGGGACCUGGGCCUUAACAAGAAGAGAAUCGCCUACUUCACUUUGCCCAAGACUGACUCUGGUAAUGAGGAUUUAGUCAUAAUUUGGUUAAGAGACAUGCGGCUCAUGCAGGGGGAUGAGAUAUGCCUGCGGUACAAAGGGGACCUCGCGCCCCUGUGGAAAGGGAUCGGCCACGUCAUCAAGGUCCCUGAUAAUUAUGGCGAUGAGAUCGCCAUUGAGCUGCGGAGCAGCGUGGGUGCACCCGUGGAGGUGACUCACAAUUUCCAGGUGGAUUUUGUGUGGAAGUCGACCUCCUUUGACAGGAUGCAGAGUGCGUUGAAAACGUUUGCUGUGGACGAGACCUCGGUGUCCGGCUACAUCUACCACAAGCUGCUGGGCCACGAGGUAGAAGACGUGAUCAUCAAGUGCCAGCUGCCCAAGCGCUUCACGGCGCAGGGCCUCCCUGACCUCAACCACUCCCAGGUUUAUGCCGUGAAGACUGUGCUGCAGAGACCGCUGAGCCUGAUCCAGGGCCCGCCAGGCACAGGGAAGACGGUGACGUCAGCCACCAUCGUCUACCACCUGGCCCGGCAAGGCAACGGGCCAGUGCUGGUGUGUGCCCCAAGCAACAUUGCUGUAGACCAGCUGACGGAGAAGAUCCACCAGACGGGGCUGAAGGUCGUGCGUCUCUGUGCCAAGAGCCGUGAGGCCAUCGACUCCCCGGUGUCCUUCCUGGCCCUGCACAACCAGAUCAGGAACAUGGACAGCAUGCCCGAGCUGCAGAAGCUGCAGCAGCUGAAAGACGAGACCGGGGAGCUGUCUUCGGCCGAUGAGAAGCGGUACCGGGCCCUGAAGCGCACCGCAGAGAGAGAGCUGCUGAUGAAUGCAGAUGUCAUCUGCUGCACAUGUGUGGGCGCUGGCGAUCCGAGGUUGGCCAAGAUGCAAUUCCGCUCCAUUUUAAUCGACGAAAGCACCCAGGCCACCGAGCCAGAGUGCAUGGUUCCUGUGGUCCUCGGGGCUAAGCAGCUGAUCCUCGUGGGUGACCACUGCCAGCUGGGCCCGGUGGUGAUGUGCAAGAAGGCGGCCAAGGCUGGCCUGUCACAGUCCCUUUUCGAGCGCCUCGUGGUGCUGGGCAUCCGGCCCAUCCGCCUGCAGGUCCAGUACCGGAUGCACCCUGCACUCAGCGCCUUCCCAUCCAACAUAUUCUACGAGGGCUCCCUCCAGAACGGUGUCACUGCAGCGGAUCGUGUGAAGAAGGGAUUUGACUUCCAGUGGCCCCAACCUGAUAAACCGAUGUUCUUCUACGUGACCCAGGGCCAAGAGGAGAUUGCCAGCUCGGGCACUUCCUACCUGAAUAGGACUGAGGCUGCGAACGUGGAGAAGAUCACCACAAAGCUAUUGAAGGCGGGCGCCAAGCCGGACCAGAUUGGCAUCAUCACGCCUUACGAGGGCCAGCGCUCCUACCUGGUGCAGUACAUGCAGUUCAGCGGCUCCCUGCACACCAAGCUUUACCAGGAGGUGGAGAUCGCCAGUGUGGACGCCUUUCAGGGGCGCGAGAAGGACUUCAUCAUCCUCUCCUGUGUUCGGGCCAACGAGCACCAAGGCAUCGGGUUUUUAAACGACCCCAGGCGUCUGAACGUGGCCCUGACCAGAGCAAGGUACGGCGUCAUCAUUGUGGGCAACCCGAAGGCGCUGUCGAAGCAGCCGCUCUGGAACCACCUGCUGAACUACUACAAGGAGCAGAAGGUGCUGGUGGAGGGGCCGCUCAACAACCUGCGUGAGAGCCUCAUGCAGUUCAGCAAGCCGCGCAAGCUGGUCAACACCAUCAACCCGGGGGCCCGCUUCAUGACCACAGCCAUGUAUGAUGCCCGGGAGGCCAUCAUCCCCGGCUCCGUCUAUGAUCGGAGCAGCCAGGGCCGGCCCUCUAGCAUGUACUUCCAGACCCAUGACCAGAUUGGCAUGAUCAGCGCCGGCCCCAGCCACGUGGCCGCCAUGAACAUUCCCAUCCCCUUCAACCUGGUCAUGCCGCCCAUGCCGCCACCCGGCUAUUUCGGACAAGCCAACGGGCCAGCUGCAGGCCGAGGCACCCCGAAAGGCAAGACUGGUCGUGGGGGACGCCAGAAGAACCGCUUUGGGCUUCCUGGGCCCAGCCAGACCAACCUCCCCAACAGCCAAGCCAGCCAGGAUGUGGCAUCACAGCCCUUCUCGCAGGGCGCCCUGACGCAGGGUUACAUCUCCAUGAGCCAGCCCUCCCAGAUGAGCCAGCCCGGCCUCUCCCAGCCGGAGCUGUCCCAGGACAGUUACCUUGGCGAUGAGUUUAAAUCACAGAUCGACGUGGCGCUCUCACAGGACUCCACUUACCAGGGAGAGCGGGCUUACCAGCACGGCGGGGUGACGGGGCUGUCCCAGUAUUAGAAGGUGGCGGCGGAAGAGCUAAGCAACGUGGCUUAGUCCAUCAGCAUCUUAUUCUGGGUAAUAAAAAAUAAAAAUAAACGGAUACCUGUUUUCCACUGCUAAAACUGAAGCACCACUGUGUGAGCGACAGGAAGGGAGAGCGCACGAGGGAGAGGAGCCGAGGCCGAGCGCCCCCUGCUGGCCCGCGGCGGCGAGGAGCAGAGGGAGCGGAGGAGGGGCCGGCCCGCGGGAGCCGCCGCCACCAGGAGGCCCCGCUCCGUCCCACCGGGGCUGCGGCCAGGGCGGAGGGAGGAAGACCCUCAUCAGAGUAGCCCUUUCCUCUGUUCUUCUAUUUCUUUUUCUCUUUGACUGAAAGGGGACUACGUCUUAGCAGGAAAAAACUUCGCAUUUCUGUGCCCGAGCAGGCUCCUUCCAAAGGCCACGGCGCCCAGGCAGAGCCCCAGGAGGGCGCAUCUGUCCACGCCGACCGGACCCGCCGAGGUCACGCUGCCUGUUCUCAGAGGGCCUUCAUUUAAAGAAAUUAACGGUGUUUGGGGUUUUUCUUUUUUUUUUUUUUCUCCCAAGAUUCUUUUAAAGGCGUACUGAAAAAUACUUUCCUAAGUUUGUAUCUAAAAUCUUAGCGGUGGACCUGGGAGAUGCGAGAAGCUUCCAGAAACAGUUUAAACAAGCCAGCGCCGCUGGAGAAGAGGAGCGACACCUGUGCCUAGGCCCCAAGGAGGACUGUCGUCGGUUUUAGCUUCCAACGGCUUCAAGAAGCAGGUGAUCAGGCCGCUGGGGUAGCUGCCCGUUCUCCGCUGGACUCAGAAGCCAAGCUACUUCCUGCCCGGACUCGGCGAAGGGCCCUGCGCCUGUGACGAACGUGCUUUUGGCCUCACCGAGAGGGGCCUUGUCCAGGACUGGCCCUGUGGCCAGGGGGAGAGAGAAGGUGGCUGUUCCCGGAUCGACGGCUUUUUCCGGGGUCCUUUGAAGGAUUUGGUGGAAGGACAAGAGGGCCCGUCCCCGUCCCCAGCAGGUACCGGCAGUCCUGUGCUGAUUAGACACGGCGCUGCACACCACUCCCGCAAAGUGGGAGCUCCGCCUGCCAAGCAGCUUUGCCGAUGGGGUGAUGGCUGCUGCUAGGGGGAAGGAAACAAGUCAAAGAAAUCACCUUCUGUGUGAGGCUGGGAGUGUGGGGUCGUUUUAGUUGGGAGAGCUGCUCCAGCCCCUCGAACACCUAGCUUGGGGCGUCAUUCGGCCUGGUGGCCAGGCCUCCAGCCUCCCCCAGCCUGGGUCUGGGGUUGUCCCUGGCACUAAGCUGAACACCUCCAGGUUCCCGCUUCUGCAUGGGACAGACGGGGACGUACAGGCCACCUACCUUCUGGCAGGGACUCGUAUUUAUUCCCAUUGCUCUAGGGCUUUCGGUUUCCCCUUCUUUCGGUAGGCCGUGUAGAGGCACAGACCCGGCUAGAUUUCCGCUGUGACCCUGCAGUGGCCUGAGGGGCGCCACCCGCCCCACCCAGCUGUCGGGCUGGGCCACUUUGCCUCUGCUUCGCCCUGUGCUGUUUUCUCCAGCUUUGUAGCAGCAGCCACUGACCUUGACAAACCCAGGCACACUGUACCAAGGCAAUGUAACUUUUGAUUUUUGGUCAAUUUAAAUUCUUUUGUCACCAAUAAAAUAUUAAUAAACAGUUUUGCCU
Molecule: messenger RNA, 5403 nt
Organism: Saimiri boliviensis boliviensis (Bolivian squirrel monkey)
Lineage: Eukaryota; Metazoa; Chordata; Mammalia; Primates; Cebidae
Gene: UPF1
Product: UPF1 RNA helicase and ATPase
Biological process (GO): nuclear-transcribed mRNA catabolic process, nonsense-mediated decay
Cellular component (GO): cytoplasm
Molecular function (GO): RNA binding; zinc ion binding; DNA binding
Source: RefSeq, a predicted model, not a curated record